AUGGACGCAGUGCUUCUUACUCAUCGACACAGCGUCGCGAUGCUGACGGCGUCCAGGAGGGCACCACAGGCCGGCCGUCAUGUGGCGGUGGUUGUGUGGUGCAGAUGCGGCAUGGCCCAACAGGCAGAGGCUCCACCGCAGCGAAUGGCAGGACGGGGCGAUGGCUCGCGCGAUAGUAGCAGCACAGACGCCAGGCGCGCAACCGAUCGCGAUGACGCCAAGCGCCGGCCUCGCGUUCCGAGGGCGUGUCAGGCUGGCGACGAGUGCCCAUGGCUGCUGGACGGGCACAGAGGAUGCAGAUGGCGCAAACGCCUGUUGGCAGGCACGCCGUCCACACACAGCAGCGAUCGGCUGGGCAGGCCUGAGGCCGCUCGUCGCCUCCAGACGCAGACAAGCGCUCGUGCCUCUCCCUCUGCGAUUAGCAGCAGCAUGCGCCUGGCGAUCGGCGUUGUCCCCUCCAGGCCUAGCCAGCCCGACGUGAAUCCAUGCUCGAAUCACCCAAGCGGGGAUGCACUCUAG
This is a messenger RNA of Bipolaris maydis ATCC 48331, 519 nucleotides long. The record is from RefSeq and is a predicted model, not a curated record. NCBI's taxonomy places the organism in Eukaryota, Fungi, Ascomycota, Dothideomycetes, Pleosporales, Pleosporaceae.